Molecule: messenger RNA, 10797 nt
Organism: Cyanistes caeruleus (blue tit)
Lineage: Eukaryota; Metazoa; Chordata; Aves; Passeriformes; Paridae
Source: RefSeq, a predicted model, not a curated record
UCUGCCAUUAUAUUUUUCCAUUUACCAUUUCUAUGGAUUUUGUUGUAGAAAAGGCCUCAUUCCACAGGGAACAGUGAGCUUUACACAGAAGUGGUUUUGUGACAUUGCUUUCUAUCGACAUAAAAUACAGCUUCAGUCUUUCCUGAGGACCAUUUAUUUUUAUUAGAAUGGAAAGGAAAUAUGGAGUUAUAGAUCCUGAAAUUUCUAUUUAAAGUCCCAUUAUAGUUUAGUGUUAAAUAGCAUAACAGCUUGAUUUCUCCCUCCUCUCAUUAAGUGUUGAACAGCUGAGAUAAAAAUUAGAAUAUAUUAAACACUUCCACUUCACAGUUUAAAACACUGGUCAGUGCCUGCCAAUAACAAGAAAUAAAAGAAAUAUAUAUAAGUAAUAAUAAAAGAGAUAAAAAUUAAAGAGCUGUUUCUAAAUGAAGACCCAUAUUCUGUUCUUCUUGCCACCUACUAAAAAGCUACUCAAGCAGUGUGCUGCCAGCUCUGCUGUGUGGUCAGAAUGCAUUUGCAGAAAAUAUAUGUUUUUUCUUACUCAGCAGUUCAAACAAUUUUUGAAAAUAUCAGACAACUGUGCAGAAAAAUACUCAAGGUGAUAACCAGGAUUUUCAUAGUUGAGUUGUUUCCAUUUCCUCUCUACCUCAAGACGAGUGUUGUGUCAAUCAUAUCCGUGUGUAGCAAGAAAAACAACCAGUGUUUAGCUGAGUCAGCUGUGUCUGUGACUUGCUUUCAAAUAGCAAGGGCUUGGAUUCUUAAUUAUGGAUGGGGAGAUUAAUUUGAACAGACCUCAAAUAUCCAGUGACCCUCAAAUCCAUUGUUUUGAGCACAGAUACACAUGGGAGUGCUAAUAUUAAACCUACAAUCGUACUUCAACAAAAACUUCAAGAGUGACUUCAGCUGAAGAAAUAUUAGAGGAAAGAAAAGGUUUCAUUUCUGAAUCAUUUCUGAGUAAGACCUAAUGCAAAAUUUUCAAUUCUUGUUUUAACUGUGGCACAGCUGCAAUAAAUGCAUUAUUUCUACAAAUAUACUGCAAUGCACACAAAGCUUGGGAACAUGAGCAAUCAAUUAAAUCAGUGCAAAAAUUAAUUUCAGUGGUCUGUGUUAAAGCACUGGUUUAUUUAAACCACUAGCAUUCCUCCCACACUUGCACAAGUGUUUACCAACACUGGAAAAGUCUCAGAAUCUUUAGUUACAGUUCAGCAAACAUCUGCUUAUGAAAAAGGACUAACUACCUAAGACAAUACUUCUCCCCCCUUCCAAAAUUCUAUCAGCUUCUUCAUAAAGGCUUACUGAAUUAAUCUUUGCUACUCUGUAUUUUUCUUCUACUCCUUUUUUCCAGCUGUAAAAACUUUUAGAACUAGUACUACAUUCCAAACAGAUCAUAUCAGUUGUUUCAGAGUGCAUGGAACUAAUAGACUUACAUCUCCCCUCUGGAAGAAUAUCUAAUGAAAUACCUAAUAUUUUACUGCACUCAAGCAAUACUCUUCAUAUUUAUAUGUAUAAAGCAGCUCUCAUGUCCCAAAGAAAAUAAAAAUUCUCACUCUGGAAAUUAAUUAAGCAACUAUAGACCUUAAAUCUUGCCUUAUUCCUUACAAAUUCUUUCUUCAUUGGACCACCCUGUACUUAGAUAUUUUUUUUUCCUAAAAAAGAAAAAAGCCAACACAAAUGAAAAAUAACUAUGAGAACACUGUUAUGUCAUUGCCCUGCUCAGAAUCAUAAGAAGUGUUUAAAUGACUGGUCAAGCAGAAAAAUUAACAGAUAAAAAUCUUGAUUGACACAGGACUAUGAAGGACUGUAGGACUUUAAAAGUAAACAGUUGCAGUGGUGCAACUUAUUUAAAGUUGUAGAAAGCUCUCUUUCCUGUAUUAGAACCUCCUUCAGCCCCAGCAGUCAGCAAAAGUUAAUUCUGCAAGUUGUGUUAGGGGAAGAAAUGGAUGGUGGAAUCAAUCUUUUAAAUAAAGAGAAUCCAGGCAUUUUUGUGUGUCUCAGCACAGGACAAUUUAAAUGACAGACACAGGUCAUGGCUUUGAACCUCAUUCAGCCACCACCCAACUCAAGGGAUUUCUUCAGAGAUUUUUAUUUUUUUCCCUAAGGUCUCACAAUUACCAGCUCUCUUGAGAUAAUAUAGUGGCUUUCUAUUCUUAGCUUAUUUCUCCCCUCCCUCUCUCUCUCAAGCACACACACACACAACACACACACACACACACACACACACACUUCCUACUCAAAACAAGACCCAGUGAAACCCUCUGCCCACAUAGUUAUAAUUCCCAAGAGAACUUGCAUAUGCUUUUGUUUUGGGCAGUGACAAUGUGCAUAUGUUUUGAUUCCAGGCCCCCCCCCCAUUGGCUCCCAGGCUCCACUCUAAUGAAGACAGACCAGCUAUUAAACUCACCAGUUUCAGCAAGCUAUAAUCCAUCUUCUAGAGUUCCUCUGACCUUGCAAGUUGGAGUGAGAUUUUCUAACAUGUUGCUUGUUAAAGGAUAUUACCAAGUAAAUGUUUUGGAUUAGCAAAUACACAUAUUUUCCUGUUGGUGUUUAGUUUGAAAAGUGUACAGUGCUUGGACUCUUUCAUAGCAAGCCUGAGAUAAAGAUCAAGAGCAGUAAAUCAGAUAAGUGCUGUGAAGAGGAACAGCAAAGUUACCCCUGAGCUUAAGUAAGAAAAAGUCCAAGAACAGUGGAAAUGGACAGAUAAGUUUUUGUAGUUGUCACUCCUCACCAUUAAAGUGAAUUACAACUGCUAAAUCCAGAAUACCCACAGAGUUAUAAUAAAACUGAUUCAAUUAAUUUUCUGUUUACUUGCACAUAAACAAGUCAUGAAAAAUAUUGCUGGAUAUUUUCCAAGAAAUUUCUUUAAGCUAUUCCACUUCUUCCUAAAUACUCCAUGCCUGGGAACGGAAAAGUUUGGGGCAGUCCCAAUCAGCCAGUCUUCUAUCUUUAAUAGGUGCGUAAUCAUUUUUGCUUUAAAAGUUACAUGAGUCACAAAUCAUCCCUGUCACAUGAAGCCAGGCUCAUCACAGUUGGAAGAAAAAAGGUGCCCCAAAUGAAGUUUGCCACAGAUACCUGAAUUAUAAUACUGUUUGGAACUGAAAACCAAGAAAAUUGCACCUUCUGGAGAUCAGAUUUCAUGGAUUCGAAUUCCAGCACUGUGGUGGUGACUGGUUUUGGUCCCUUCAGACAAUACCUGGUUAAUUCUAGCUGGGAAGCAGUGAAGGAGCUGUCCAAGAGAGGCCUUGGUGAAAACAUCGAUCUCCGGAUCAUGCAGCUGCCAGCAGUUUACCAAAAAGCAAAGGAACAAGUCUGCAAGAUAUGGACAACUCUUCAGCCACUGCUUACAGUUCAUGUUGGGCUGGCUUCCUCUGCCACAGCGCUCAUCAUCCUGGAGCAGUGUGGGAAGAACAAAGGCUACCAGGAGAGGGAUGCUUGUGGUUUUCACCCAGAAGGUGCCUGCUGCGUGCUAGAUGGCCCAGAAAAGAUUGAAUCUACAAUUAAUAUGAAGAGUCUCUGGAGAAACAUCUCAGUGGAAGGGAUUGAUAUCAUCUUUUCCAGAGAUGCGGGAAGGUACAUCUGUGAUUACACCUACUACACUUCUCUGUAUUAUGGCAGUGGAAAAGCUGCUUUCAUCCACGUCCCUCCAUUAUCUGAGUCAGUAACAGCAGAAUUUCUAGGAAAAGCAUUACAGACCAUUAUCUUAGCAAUGUUAGAACAGUGUGGGGAACAAAGAGAGAUGGAUCAUAGAGGGGAAAAAUGAUGAUUUCUUAGAAUGCAAUUCCUUACCUCUUAAAUGAAGCAGUUCUAAAGAUUAUUUAAAACACACACAAAGGAUUUUAUAGCCCCUGUUAUUUUCAGUGAAAUUUCCUUGCAAAACCCAACCAACCAUUUGCAACUCAUAGAAAAGGCUUGAGGGGGAAAAAAACCUCAAAUGAUUGGCGGUUCAUAUUGCUAACAAUACAAUUGUUCAGAUUUCAGAAAGCGAAAAACUGGACUGGAAACAUUUUAGAUGCUUAAUCCUGGUUGUGUUGGUUAGAAAGACACAAAUAAAGACUUGCUGACCCCAGAUGGAUGCUCACAGCUACAAGGACUCAGCACAGGAUGGAUGUUACCAGAGGCCCCCCCCUCAGCCCCUGUGUGAGUCCAGAGUUCAGGCCACAAAAAACGUGGCUAUGGGAGAAACCAUAACACACUUGGGGAUUCUGGUUUGUCGAGUUUUAAAAUUCUGCCUUACUGACCUGCUGUAGAUUCUCCUUUCCACAUCAACAACAGGCUGUGACCCAGAAUGACUUCAGAGUACAGAGAAAACUGGAAACCAGCAGGAUCUGUAAUGCUCUUGGUAACUUGAAUUUCAACCCAAAACUGCCACUUGCCCCAAAUUCUCAGUGCCUGUCCCAAAGGAAAACCCCACAGUCCUUCCACAGCCCAAAGGCAAAUCCCACAGCUCAUCUGUCCCAAGAGAGGCAAUCCUGGAGCACUGUGCUGUGGGGAGGGUUAGGGCAUGUGAGGUUACCUACAGAACAGGAACCAAAGCAGAUCCCAAACUGUAAAACCCAGGACUCCUCCACAUCUCUAACAGCUCCAUACAGAAGUACUGGUACCACGGAGGGUCACAGCACUGCCCUUCAGCACACAGGCAAUGUCCAUGCCUGAAACUCUGCUGCCAGGACACAGGGACAAGAUUCAAUCAGUCAGUGGAACAGCACAGCAGCAGCUCAAUCUGGACACCUGGGAUUUCCUGAGGGAAACAAAAGCCUGUUCCUCAAGCACCACCAGUAAAAGGCCGAGACAAACGUAACAGCACAGGCAGCUGCUGGGGCUUUGGGCCACCACUGAGCCUUGUUUUAGUCAACAUGCUGAUGGCCAAGAGUCUGAGGAACUGGAAACGCCAAGAUAAUGCUGGUUUUCUUGGCACUGUCUUUUCCAGUGUGAAAACCAGGUGCUGGCUGGCUGUACCUCACAUGGGGAUCACUCUGCAGGUAAAUAAAUAAUUAGCAAUGCUCACCUUAUUCACCAGAACCGCCUCAUGCAAAACUGCUCAAAUCUCAGACAUGAAGGAUCCAGAAUCUCAGUGUCUCUGGAUGAAAAUGCUUUUGAUUUCUACCAAACAACGGCUGUACUGACCUCCUAUUAAGAGUAUCUCAGUUAGAUACAGCCAGAAAGGGCAGAGGAAAACCAGAGCAGCAUUACUCUGCAUUUUCUAACCUGUACUUGCUUUGCAUAAGGAGCAACAAAAUCACAAACAAGAAAAUGCAUACAGAAUUCUUUUAUUUAACUUAAAUCAUGUAGUACUGAAACUACUAGAAAAAAGCAGAGUAAGAGAAACUAAAGGAGCCUUAGCUUCAGCCAUUCAAAAUAGACAAAGUUUCUUCUUCUCAUAAUGUAAAGAAUCCCGAGUAUAUCGCAAUAACAGGAAUAAAUUCUUACAACAGAAUAUACAAAAACAUUUUGAAAUUUUUUUAUCUACUGAUUCAUUUUAAUAUAAACACAGGAAUUUCUUUAGGAAUAAUUUAUACACAGCAAGUCUUUUUAUGUAAUAAAUUGGCCAUGUUAUUUUUUAAUUUUCUCUUUAAAAAAUUUAAACAAGAAAAAUUGGAAAAUGUAUUUGCAACUGCAUCCAUUCCUUAGCACUUUCUCGUUUUUUGUCCCAGAGGUAGACAAACUCUGGCCAAUCCUUUCAUCUCAAACCUCACUGGUUCAGAAAACAGAAGAGAAAGGUGUCCCUGUCCACAGCAGAGAGGUUGGAUCUUCAAGCUUUUUAAAUAACAAUAAAUAGGGACCCUGCCUUGCUCAUUUCAACAAAGCUUCCAAUGGUGCUCAACAACUUUAGAGGCUGCACACAAGCAUUUAAAGUGAUAAGAAAUUUGUAAAUAAUUCUUCAAUAGUUAUUACCAAAACCACCUUCCCUCUUUCCCUUACGCAGUCCCAUCCUUCAAAGCCCCCGUGGUGCAGGUGCUGAGCGGCCCCGAGAGCCUGGGGAGCAGCAAACCCCGCUCUGUUUCCCCACCAGUGAGGUUCCUGUCAUCCAUGAAGGUAACUGCCCUAGACAGCAAGUGAAAUGACCAGGUAAGAUGAUCCCACCCCAACCAGAGGGCUCUGGAAGACCAGGAUACUGAAGAUACAGAACAUUUUCCCAACUCCUUAAUGCACUAUCUGUAUGCUGGGUCACAAAGCGUGGGCGGGAUGGGGGAGAGGGACAAGCCAUGAAUUGGACAAGUCGGCGAUUCCUUUUUGGCAUAUUGUAAAGCUAACUAGUAACUGGUACCAUGGAAAAACUGAUCACAGACAGACACACCCACACACAGACACAGAAAAGUGCCCUUAAAUUAUAUUUUAGGCAUUUAUAAACUACAAACAUUUUAUAAAAUUAUUCUAUGUACUUACAAAACGCAAUGAAACAUGUAAUUAGUUCUUGUAAACCAGAUCUUCGUCAACUGACUACCCGUAAUCUACUGGACUUAAAGCCCUAUUGAAAAUGCUAAUUAAUGGUUACUAAUCAACGGAACGCAUACCCAAAAAAAUAUUUAUGAGCACACACGCAUAUGCACACACACAAACUAGUGAAGUCCUAAGGUACUUGCAAAACAGGCCGACCGUAGGUGAGAGAUCUGUACAGGCUGAGGACCAACCACUGCCACCCUCCUGGUAAGGAAUUCACUGCUCCAGCUGCAAAGUCCAGAGGUUCAUUUACAAGUACCAACGAUCAGAACUGUGACACCUGAGCACUGGAUGCUGUCCCAUAUAGAUUAAGCUCAGGGUACUACCUCAAACUUUUGUCAAGCCCUGUGUCUCUGCAAAUCCCCACUGCUGCGUCCUUUGUUUUCAGGUGUCUCCCCACAAACUCCUCCGUGCUGACUGACCCAGCUGCUCCAUGUCAGAGGCUGUUCAGCACCUCUGAGCAACCACUUCUGAAUCGAGGUGUCCUUCAAAGCCCUCCUGUCUACUUCAGUUCUGUAUCUUCAGCACCCCUGGCCACUUGUGGUGUUUCUACACAUCAUUCUUCAACAAUUGUCUGCACAUCUACUCAUGGGUUAAGUUGCAAUAUCUGGCUUUAUCACUGGUUAGUAAGGAGUGGAUCCCUUGCACCUUCCUCCACUGUUGUUCAGCCCAGUGAUUGAAUACACGGUUGACAAACAAAAUAAGAAUAACAGGAAACAAGUGUUACUUGUACUAAUGGAAUGAAAAGGGUUUAAAUAUAUAUAUAUCUAUAUUAUAGAUAUACAUAUGCAGAUAUAUAUAUGUAUAUAUAGAUAUAUAUGUAUGGAGUUACACCAACAAUAGGAGUGUUGUUCACUUAGACUUGGAUUGUACCCAACACCCCUCAGCAGUUCCCAGAGGGCCUGGCAGCAGCUCCCUCUGGUCACCACUCAUCCUCCACAAACUGGGCUUGCUUUCCUUUAAGAGACCAAGAGGAGCAUCAGGGGCAUCACACAGGGUGGCUCCACACCUUGCACCGUGCUCGGCUGCCACCUCUGGUUCAUCAUCCCCCCCAGGGAGCCCCUGAUUCAGUGCCAGGGCUGUGUUUGCACAGCAACUGUGUUCCCUGCAGCCAAACCACCUCCUCUGCCACGGGCACUCUGCAAUGCCAGCCAGGAGAGCCCCCCAGCCGAGCCCUGCAGCCCCAGCCGCCUGCUCCCCUCGGUGACGCCAGCUCGUUAUCCCACUGCAUCGAAACAUCUCGGUGCCAUUCGUCAAAAUGCUGGUUUUCAGGGCUGGGUGGGCUUUUGUGUUUAAUUUAUAAACAAACUGGAUUACUUUAACUUUAUUCAAACAUAGCUGAAGUUCUAAAUAAAUUUUCCAUACCAGACAAGCCAGUGGUCUCAGGGAAGAACAACAUUACAAACCAUAUUAUGACUCUAUCAAGCCAACAUUAAUUCUCAGUUGUUCACAUGCACAAACAACUCGAUUUACUGUCCAAGGGAAGUCUGCAUGAAAAACCCAUGUGAAUAAAGCUAUUCAAAAUGCACAAAACACAACAAAAAAAGCUAUGGAAACAAACAGAACGAAAAAGGAAUUAAGCUUGAAUCGCAAACACAGAAUGCAAUGGUAUCAUGAAGGUGGUUUGGUCCAGGAGAGCUGACUGCCAUCACGCACACGGACGCGAGGCCUCGUGGCUGUCUUCUACUGAAGUGCUUUUUGAAAUGCUUCUCGUGAUGCUACGUCAUUAGUGUUUCUUCCUAAUGCAUUGUAAAACCACCUAUGUACAAUUCUACAAACCAGGAACUCGGACAGUUUUAACAAAACCCUCCUAGCCAGCUGAAAGAUCUGAGGAUCUCCAGUUGUGGUAAUCAAUAUGUGCAAGGGAGGGGAACAGCCACUGCACCCAAAGGUCACUAGAACAUCAUCAAACAUGGAAAACCAAACCAAUCUAAUGAAAACUUUCAAUUUUGCUGGUUUCUCAGGACUAGGGAGAAAUGCUCCCUCCAAAGACAAGCUGUAGUAAUUAACCACAGCGCUGUGUAUCCAAGAGACCGGGUGUAACUCCAAGUAGCCAAGCACCACAUUACUCAGAUACCACAACCAACACCUGCACGAACAGCUGCCAGAGCUGGAAAAAAGGAAACAUUAUACAGCAAGUUGAUGGCAAGUUCAUUUUAGUCCUGUGUGCUUGUAAACCAGUUACACGCUGCCAGAGGGCAGUUAAAGUUUGAUGGCUGGUCCAUCAGAAUCCACAGUUAUAAUGCAUAUAAACAGGGGAAGAAAAGGGAACUGACUUUUUACUGGCACAUUAAAAGAAAUCAAUUCAUGUUAGUUUUAGAAAAAAAAUAAAAUUUAAAAAUCAGUGCUCUCAUCAAACAGAAGCAGCAAAGACCAAAGCUGUAAAUUUGAUGUAGUAUUAUCAUCAGGCAGCCUGUGACAGGUUUUGGUCAAGAAAGCAAUACCAUCCCCUAUAAGCCAAUUUAUUUUUGGGUUCUGAUUUAGCCAGUUAUCUUUCUGAUGCUUGUGACAUCUGAGCAAGAGCUGGCAGAAUGACUUGGUCCAUUCUACUGGACAAACAGAAAGACCAUUCCCUUUAGUAUUUUUUCUGGACCUUCAAACAUUGUAAACAUUUGAUUUCUGUAACAGAUUUCAGGAAAUACUCACAAUUUGAAGUUUCCAUAUCAGGUCAGCUGCAUUUCCACUCACCCAAACACACAGCGUUUUGCUGCUGACCCAAGAGCUGCUGUGACAGCACGUUAAAAAGCCUCUGUGUUUCCUUUAAGAAUGGUCACCCUAAGUCAGAUAACUCUUGGAUUUCUCCUCACGACAACAAACGUUAAAAAAUAGGAGAAACCCUUUGGAACUGAGGCAAAUAUUCUGAGGUGACCCUCUGUGACAGGCAGUGACUGUUCCCCUCCAGAACCUAGAGCAUGUGGUAUAUGGAGUGAGAGGUUACCAGUAUCAACGGCAUUUAUUGGCUGCUGAGAAAUGUGAGAUGUAUUUUUUUUUAUAUACACACAUAUAAAAAAAUAAGAGUGAGGUAGAUAAAUGUUUGAAAAAAAAAAAUCAAAAACUGUCCCCCUGUCAUACUCUAAAACCCUUAUCUCAGUAUUUAAAUUCAUUAUGGGGCAUCUCUACAGUGAUUUAAACUGAUAUCACAAAAUAAAUAAAAAAUCCUACAUAGAAUACCUUCUUAAUUAACUUUUUUGUCUUUUUCAUUUUCAAAAGGGAAAAAUAACUAUGGGACAGAGGCAAGAGAAGAUAAUGGGACCUAAACUACACAAGCAAAAAGCACUACAAACUUUUUAAAAUCUCCAGUCAAAACUAGCAACCAGUAUAUUUUAAUUCAUUGUUCUAACUCAAAAGAUUUGAACAUUUCCAUCCCAGAACCACCUCUUCCUGCCAUCGUUUGGUUGGAUCAGUGCUAAACAAAGGCCUAGACUGGAACUAAGGUAAGAUGAGCAACUGGUAAGACUCCUUGGGUGUCGGCUUCCUGACGGCCCCUCCUUCCCCUCGCACCAAGGCUUCUGCAACUGAACAAACAAGCUCACUCGUCUUUUGUUCUGAGGUUUGGUCUGUGAUUUAAGCCACAAGCUUGGACUUGUACAGGUUUCCAUAGCUGCCAACACUUCACUGUUUGCCAGCCAAGCCGCUGGCCCCAGCUCUGAGCUUCCCACCAGCCCCACGGAAACAGCGCGGGGGCUUCCCUUUGGUUGGGGGGGUUUUCUUCACUGGGGGUGGGAAGUGCAGCUCAGGUGCCCUCCACGAGGGCUCCCCUCCACGAGGGCUCCCCUCCACAAGAGCUUCCCCAUCAGGAAGGUGAAGAGCUGGGGCUGGCUGGAGCCAGGUGAUUGAUGGCCACCCUAGGAAUGCGUGGCAUCCCCAGCUGCACCUGGCACAGCUCUUGUCCACAGGGUGAAAGUGUUAAAAGAACUUUUUAAGGAUCAGUGACCCAAAAGCCUGGUGUCUGCUGUUGUACCCAACUAAUAAUUUAAAAAGAAUACAUGUAUGUGUGUGUGUGUCUGUGUGGGAUGGGCGGGUGGAUGUGUGCCACGACCAGAACGAGCGGGGAGGGCAGGAGGGGUAGGACCCUUGUACAACAAUGAAUAUAAACACUGAACAAGAAUGUACUAAAUAGUUAACCUUUUGUUUCUGACCUGAGUUUGUAUCACGCCUUGCACUGUAAGAGACUUGUGUGCUGUCUGGGCAGAGGUUAGUGGGAAGGAAGGAAAACUGGGGCUUAAAAACACCGCACCACAGCACUGCCAGAGUAUUCCUGUGCAGGGUGUCCCUUCUUUCUCCUUGUCCCCCUCCAAAACCCUGUAACCCACACAGGCAAGAUGUUGUAAAACAACUAAUGGGAAGGAGAGGAAAAAAAAAAAA